UUUCCCUCGGCCGGUCGGGAGAAGGAGCCGUAGCUGCAGCGGCUGCGAGGCGGGGACUGGCUGAGCUGGUGGCGACCCAGCUCGCAGCGGUGCAGAUAGACAGGGAUGUCCUGCAGGAACGUGCUGCUGACUGGCUGCUCCUCUGGGAUCGGGCUGGCUCUGGCUGUCCGGCUGGCUAAAGAUGAGCUGAAGAGAUUCCGAGUCAUCGCCACCAUGAGGAACCUGGACAAGCGUGAGGCAUUGGAGAAGCAGGCGGGGCCGGCACUGGACAAGACCCUGGAAAUCCGCCAGAUGGAUGUGACCAGCGAGGAAUCCAUCCGGCGCUGCGUGGAGGGCAUUCCCCAGCGGAGAGUGGACGUGCUGGUGAACAACGCGGGGCUGGGCAUGAUCGGGCCGGUGGAGAGCCAGAGCGUCGCUGCCAUGAAGGGUCUCUUUGACACCAACUUCUUCGGGCUGGUGCGGCUGGUGCGCGAAAUCUUCCCCGACAUGAAGCGCCGGCGUCGGGGCCACAUCGUGGUGAUGAGCAGCGUGCUGGGGCUGCAAGGCCUCAUCUUCAACGACAUCUACUCCGCCUCCAAGUUCGCUGUGGAGGGUUUCUGUGAGAGCUUGGCCCUGCAGGCGCUAAAGUUCGGCGUGAACAUCAGCCUGAUCGAACCCGGACCGGUGGUGACCGAGUUCGAAAGGAAACUCUACGAAGAAGCCGCCUGCAUGGACCUGUCUGCCGUUGACCAGGAGACACUGGAUAUAUUCCAAGGCUUCUACAUGGCCUAUUCCAAGGAAGUCUUCACGGUGCUGGGGCAGUCGCCGGACGAGGUGGCUGAGCACACGGCCAAGGUGAUCAUGGCAGAGAAGCCGCCUUUUCGCUACCAGACCAACAGCCUCUACACGCCCAUGACCACCCUGAAACACGCCGACCCCACUGGGAACCUGCCUCUGAACACCUUCCACCAGAUGAUCUUCCAGCACGACCGGCUCUUCAAAGCCAGCCUCAGCCUCCUCAAGAUGCUGCAGUGGAGGAAGCGGAGGGACAUGUCCUAUAACAAGUCUCCUUGAGACGAAGGCACCCAUCCCGUUCCUCCUCCCUGGACAACACAGGCAGCUCCAGCUAUAGAUCCCCCCCACCCCGCCCUCGCCCCGCUCCCAUGCUCUGUAGCACGACUCUAGUUUCCAGUGUGGACAGCCAUUGUAAAAGCACAAAAUCUUGGACUGAGGGGGAGGUGCCAGCACAGUGAGUGAUGUGGGGAGGAGGCAGCAUGUUUAGGAGCAUGGAUCUACCAGGGGACUAGCAACACCCCAGUCUUUCCCCUCUUUUUAACCAGCUGAUUCUUUUGUAUCUUUUUUUUAAGUACAUUUGGGGCUUUUAAAGGAUUUUUUUUUUUUAAAGAACUUCCAAAAAGUAGAGGUUUGAGGUCCUGCUGUAGUGUAGGCCCCAGGAGUCCUGACUCCCACGCCCCUCCUGGAGCUGGGCAUAGAACCCAGGAGUCCCGAGAGCCCCAUCUCCGCCCAGAGCUGGGGAUAGAACCUAGCAGUCUGGAUGCCUGUCCCAAUGAUUUAACCACUAAGCUCCACUCCCCUCCCAGAGCUGGGGA
Molecule: messenger RNA, 1589 nt
Organism: Chelonoidis abingdonii (Abingdon island giant tortoise)
Lineage: Eukaryota; Metazoa; Chordata; Testudines; Testudinidae
Product: retinol dehydrogenase 8-like
Biological process (GO): estrogen biosynthetic process
Cellular component (GO): cytosol; cytoplasm
Molecular function (GO): estradiol 17-beta-dehydrogenase [NAD(P)+] activity
Source: RefSeq, a predicted model, not a curated record